Messenger RNA from Diuraphis noxia (Russian wheat aphid), 363 nucleotides. RefSeq lists its product as uncharacterized. The record is from RefSeq and is a predicted model, not a curated record. NCBI's taxonomy places the organism in Eukaryota, Metazoa, Arthropoda, Insecta, Hemiptera, Aphididae.
AUGGCAAGUGUAGAUCAUGAUUAUUGCUUUCGUUAUGUAGAUAUUGGAGCAAAAGGAAGACAGUCGGAUGGUGGUAUAUUUGCAGAUUGUUCCUUAAAAUAUGCAAUUGAAAAUAAUAAACUAAACCUCCCAAAAGACACAGUUUUUGUUGCCGAUGAAGCGUUUCCUAUGAAACCAUAUGCGCGAAGAAAUUUAACAAAAGAACAAAAAAUUUUUAACUAUAGAUUGUCAAGAGCUAGGCGUAUAGUAGAAAAUGCUUUUGGAAUUCUAACAAGUCGAUUUAGAGUUUAUGAAAAACCAAUAUCGCUUAUUCCAGAAAAGGUAGACAGUAUCGUAAAUGCUACUUGUGCUUUACAUAAUUGA